Benincasa hispida (wax gourd) is the source of this 824-nucleotide messenger RNA. RefSeq names its product ATPase E1 (gene ATE1). Lineage: Eukaryota; Viridiplantae; Streptophyta; Magnoliopsida; Cucurbitales; Cucurbitaceae. Gene Ontology annotation, molecular function: RNA binding. The record is from RefSeq and is a predicted model, not a curated record.
AGAAAAGAAGAAGACGAAGAAGAAAGAAAGAAAGAAAGAGCAUAAACGGCUCUAAUGGCGCAGGCCGUUCAGAAGAAUACUCUGUACGUCGGCGGUUUAGCGGAGGAGGUGAACGAAUCUAUUCUACACGCAGCUUUCAUUCCCUUCGGCGAUAUCAAAGACGUCAAGACUCCUUUGGAUCAAGCCACUCAGAAGCACCGUUCCUUCGGCUUUGUUACUUUCUUGGAAAAGGAAGACGCAUCCGCCGCCAUGGAUAAUAUGGACGGUGCUGAGCUCUACGGUCGUGUACUUACUGUCAACUAUGCCCUCCCUGAACGUAUCAAGGGUGGUGAACAAGGAUGGGCAGCCCAGCCUAUUUGGGCGGAUGCGGAUACGUGGUUUGAAAGGCAGCAACAAGAGGAGGAAAUGCAACGCAUUCAAGCUGAGAAUCGAGCGACUAUGGAGGCUGCGGAGGAGCUGCACAGGAAGAAACUAGCCCAAGAACGAGAAGGCGAAAAAGAGGAGGAGGUAGACACCAAGGAUGAUCCCAUGGCUAAGGCUGAAGCUGAGGUUUUAAGACAGAGCAGUUAAAGAGAUGGACUUGAUUGAGAUUUGAACUUGCUUCUUUCAAUCCAAGUGAAAAGAAAGUGAGAGGCAAAGCCAUUGAUAACCUGCCAUUCUCUGAGCUUCCUCUUCACAAUGGCACAUUCUUCUUCUGUUCUUGUAGUUAAUUUCAUUCACAAAACAUAGUUUGAUAAGCUGAAAAAUGUUUACCUUUGCUGAAAACUUGUAAUUUUAUUGAAAGAAUAGCUUAGAAAAUAGGAUUUCUUUUUUCUUUUUUUUAA